CACACAUCCCUCAACACCAGUGGGGGUUUUCUACAAAUGUACAACCCAAACCACUCGUUUCUUCCUUCCUUUCUCACUCAUCUCUUAAACAAUCUUUCUUCCCAAAUUUCCCAUCUCAUCGUCUACUCAUUCGUUUUGUUAAAUAUAAAACCCAGAGAAUCUUCAAAGAGGAAGAAGCGAACGGAAUUCAGUUGAAGAUUUUCUCUGGGUGGAAGUUGGAAGAGCAGGACUUAGAUACGGAGGUGAGGAACCAACCAACAUGGUAAUAAUAGCGUAGCUGCUUAGGGCACAGAAUGAUGAGACACGGACAACAUUGACAUAUAGGAGGAAUUUGCUUUGUGCCUUUGUCAGAAGUUUCAUCAUUCUUCAAGGAUCCUACCUUCCACCUUGAACUUACAGGUAAAAACCAAAGGAUUGGUGUGGUGUGCCUACUGCUUAGUCUUCUUCUAUUCUAUAGCGGGCUUCAUAUAAGGGCUCUCACUCCCCCCUUUGCGAUAGCUUUCCUUCAAUGCUCUCUAAGUAGUGUUUCCUUGCAGCAGCAAUGAAGAAACAAGUUCUUGAUUAUUUUCUUGUCCCGUCGGGUCUUCUGCUAAUGGUAGCUUACCACAUCUGGCUCCUCUAUCGGAUCUUAAAGCAUCCUACAAAGACAGUCAUAGGCAUCAAUGCCAUCAACAGGCGCAUUUGGGUUCGAACCAUGAUGGAAGAUAUGUCCAAGAAUGGCGUUCUUGCUGUACAGACGCUAAGAAACAACAUAAUGGCAUCAACUCUGUUGGCAUCGACAGCAAUCAUGCUAAGCUCCCUCAUUGCAGUGUUAAUGAGCAACAGUAAUGCUCAGCCAUCUGGGUUUGUCUAUGGUGACAAGAGCCAGCUUGGAUUCUCAAUCAAGUUCUUCUCAAUCUUGGUCUGCUUCCUAGUGGCUUUCCUCUUGAAUGUGCAGUCCAUUCGGUACUACAGUCACGCAAGCAUCCUUAUCAAUGUGCCCAUCAAGAAGAUCCCUUCUACAUCAGCCCAUCUGAUGACAGAGUAUGUAGGGAGGGCCAUGAACAGGGGCAGCUACUUCUGGUCUCUUGGCUUGCGUGCCUUCUACUUCUCUUUUCCUCUAUUUCUGUGGAUCUUUGGGCCUAUACCCAUGUUCUUGUGUUGCCUUUCCCUGGUUUUCUUGCUCUAUUUUCUUGACAUCACCCUUGAAUUUGGUUUGGCAAAGGGAAGUGUUGAUGAUGACAAGGACGAGGAAGAAGGGAGGGAGCUCAGGUGACAGUUACUUUUGUCAAUUUUUAGUGCUUAGCCCACUAAGGAGAACACCAUUUCACACUCAACCCAAGUUGAGUUGAUUAUGUUAGUCAACAGAAAGUUUAAUAUAUUAAAGCCUAUAGUUUUAGCAUGUGAGGGUGCAACCAUUCCUUGAAAUUGUUUAUUUUCUUGUAUUAGCACUUGUUAAUAAUUUCUCUUUAUGCCUUCAUUCUGUAGUAAAUUCCAAAGAAACUCAAAUCUUCAUUUACA
Molecule: messenger RNA, 1500 nt
Organism: Nelumbo nucifera (sacred lotus)
Lineage: Eukaryota; Viridiplantae; Streptophyta; Magnoliopsida; Proteales; Nelumbonaceae
Source: RefSeq, a predicted model, not a curated record